Hyaloperonospora brassicae is the source of this 1647-nucleotide messenger RNA. Lineage: Eukaryota; Oomycota; Peronosporomycetes; Peronosporales; Peronosporaceae. The record is from the annotation of a GenBank genome assembly.
AUGAGUCGGACGCGAAAGAGCGCGCGCCGUGUCAAGCGCAGCGCCGACAGCGCUCUCGUUGGACCUGAGAAGAAGCAGCAGAAGGCGCAGAGUGCAGAAGAAGCGUCGACGACAGCGGAUGUGGCGGUUUAUAGUGAACAGGAGAGCCGACAGGAGGCAGAGCGCACACUGACGAAGCUCUUGGGCGGUAUGUGUAUGGAGACGUUUCAGUCCGAGUACUUUGAGAAGAGACCGCUGCACGUCCGCGCGGCUGAAAAGAGCGAACUGUUUGCGGACGGUCUGUUUUCACGCAAUCAGCUGCUCGAGGUCCUGGAGAAGGAGUCACCGAGUCUGAAGGUUGGCAAAGACCUAACGGUCUGUCGAUACGUCAACUCGCAGCGUGAGGACUUUGACUGUGCAGGCGGUGAUGGAAGCGCAACCAGUCAAGAGGUAGAUCGGCUGCUGGACAGUGGCUUUAGCUGCCAGUUCUACCAGCCGCAGCGGUAUACGGAUGGACUGUACGCGAUCAAUGCAGCCUUUGAGGAGGUGUUUGGUGGUCUGGCAGGUGCUAGCGCGUACUUGACGCCGGCGAACGCACAGGCGUUGGCACCGCAUUACGAUGACGUGGAAGUGUUUGUGCUGCAAACGCAGGGUCGAAAAAAGUGGCAGCUGUACCGUCCACUGGUCGAACUCGCAGGGGAGCACAGCUCGGAUCUUGCUGUCGACCAGAUCGGUGAGCCAUGGAUGCAACUGACCGUCGAAGAAGGUGACGUGCUGUACUUUCCACGUGGUGUUGUACACCAAGCGUGUACCGACGAGAAGGAGUUCUCCACGCACGUGACCAUCUCGGUGUACCAGCACAACACGUGGGCUAAUUUCUUGGAGGUCGCGCUGCCCCGCGUCAUUCGUCAAGCGUUUGACUCGGACAUUGCAUUCCGUCAGGGAUUGCCGAUGAAGUACCUCAGCUACAUGGGAACGCAGUUUCCGACCGACUCGGCGAAGGCGAAGGACUUUACAGCAUCAUGCAAGAAACUGGUAGGUCGGCUUGCUGCACACGUCGACGAAAAGGACUUGCAGCAGGCUGCUGACGAGGCUGCGUUGGACGUAUUGGCCAACCGACUUCCGCCACCAGGGACAAAGGAGAAUGACGAGGCAGGCCUUAGCCCGCUCGACGACAAUGUCGUUCUAUGCUUCAAAAACCGCUCGCAUAUUCGCUUGUCGAUGGGCGAGGACGAGACGAAAGAGGCUUUUGUUGCGGUCUACUACUCGCAGCACAAUUGCAGGCGGCACCACAUGGGCUUUUGCACAUGCAACGGUCAGGAGGAAGACGAGGAUUGCGAGGAGAAUAGUGAUGACGGGGAUGCAGAAGCCAGUAGUGCCGACGGAGAUCAGGAUGGUCAUGGCGACAGCGAAGAGGAAGAUGACCCGAGCGCAGCUUUCGGGCAAAUGCCUGCUCAGCCGAAAAGCAUUGUGUUUCCGGGAGAGCUUGCAGCUGCACUUAUGAAGCUGUACUCGUCGUCCGCUUCCGCCGGGCAUGGCGUGCCCAUCGACGAGUUGGUGGAAGCAAACAGCGAUGAGACAGCAGUGCGCGGCAUGCUCCUCCGUCUGUGGUCCGAGGGCCUCCUGGACGUUUCCACGCGAUCGCAGGCAGCAACUACGCGUACAUAA